AUGCAAGUCUGCGGGGAGGAGGGGUGGUGGCAGACUGCGCAGACCUGGCCAAGGUUAUGCCUCCAGACCUUUGGCAAGAAGAAGGAGGAGCUGCUUAAGCAGCUGGAACACCCGAAGGUGGAGCUGUCCCAGCUGCGCAUCACCAAAGCGGCAGGCGAUGUGGCUUGUAAGCUCUCCAAGAUCCGAGUUGUUUGCAAAUCUAUCGCCGGUGUUCUCGCCGUCAUCAACCAGACUCUGAAAGAGAACCUCAGGAAAUUCGACAAGGGUAAGAAGUCCAAGCCCCUGGAUCUGCGCCCGAGAGGACACAUGCCAUGUGUCGCUCGCUGCCUGAAUAAGCACCAGGAGAACUUGAAGACCAAGAAGCAGCCGCGGAAGGCCCGCGGCUGUACUUGA
Molecule: messenger RNA, 393 nt
Organism: Mirounga angustirostris (Northern elephant seal)
Lineage: Eukaryota; Metazoa; Chordata; Mammalia; Carnivora; Phocidae
Product: large ribosomal subunit protein uL29-like
Exons: 1
Coding region: 1-393 (130 amino acids)
Biological process (GO): translation; maturation of LSU-rRNA from tricistronic rRNA transcript (SSU-rRNA, 5.8S rRNA, LSU-rRNA)
Cellular component (GO): cytosolic large ribosomal subunit; ribosome
Molecular function (GO): structural constituent of ribosome; mRNA binding
Source: RefSeq, a predicted model, not a curated record